Symbiodinium necroappetens is the source of this 2799-nucleotide messenger RNA. Lineage: Eukaryota; Dinophyceae; Suessiales; Symbiodiniaceae. The record is from the annotation of a GenBank genome assembly.
GACGAGCCUUCGAGUGCCGCACUGGACCUGAGCGACUUCGAGUUCGAGCGCCGGAAGAUCGACCUCGCGGCCCUCCGCGAGGAGAUCUUCCUCGAGGCCCUCCGCUACCACCCCGAGGUGGAGCGACGCUACAAGCAGGAGCAGCUGCAGAUGGGCACGGCCUACAACAUCCAAGCAUACCGAUUGCUGGCACCGGGGGAGUCGCAGUACGACGAGGACGAGGCCACCUGCUUCAUUGCAAGCGGCGCAGAGACGGUCGGGCUCUCCUCGCUCGUGGGCCUGGACUCGCCCUCCUUGUCGCUGCGCGGCAGCUUCGAGGGCGCCCCGCGGGGCGCCGGCUUCGACGCCGCGCAGGGCUCCCGGCUGCCCGGGCCCUCCGACUACGAGGUGGAGCAGGCGGAGCUGGGCCUCAGCAAGAAUAUUGCGCAGCCUCGAGUGCUGCUCUGCAAGGCCGCGCGUCCGGCGGCCGAGGUGGCUCCCGGUCCCGUCCCCUACAACGUGAGCUGCUCUUCGGGCCAGGCCCAGGCGCGGCCGUUGCCGCGAUCCCCGCAGGCCAUCAUCGGCAAGCCGCCACCCUUCCUAGGACAAAGUGCCAAGCUUGCGGAAGCCGUGGCCAACAGGGGCUUCUGCUUUCACAGCGCGGAGGGCGACCUGCCGCUGAGGCCGCGAUCUCCGCGGGUGGUCUUCCGCACGGCGGGCCGGCAAAGCACCGACCCUCCGUCUCGGCAGGCUCCUUCGCCCCCGCCACUAAGGAUCGGCCACACCCCGGGCAUUGGCCAGAGGCGGGUUAGCUUCACGCAGGCUCCUCGAAACACCUUCCAGUUCAUCGGGAGAUCCGACGCAACGUAUGGGGGCCCCAGCAGGGGCUCCGAGCUCUAUCGGGAGAGUCAUCGGGAGAUCCGAGGAGGGGUCAUGGGGACGGCGAAGCGCUUCAGAUCCACGAGCCCAGGACUCCUGGACCGAAGCCCUGGGCCGCAGAACUACUCGCCCGGCCCGGCCCUGCGGAGAAACAGACAGCGGAUCGAGUCACUGUCGGCGCGAGAGGCACGAGAGGCUCAAGCGGCGGCGCGGCUGGGAUGGUCCCUGGCGCCGGGACUUCUCUCCUUCUUCGCGGGCUCCCCGGCCUUCGCAGAUGAUCCGCAGUCGCCGGAGGACAUGCUGGCACAGCUGAUCAAGAAGGCAACGGGCCAGGACGGUGAGAGCACAGCGGAGUCUACGCCUUCCCUCUUCUUGCUGGGCUUUGGGGCCUUGCUGCUCUACGGGGUCUUCGCGGUCUUCAAGUUCCUGCUGGCGGCCGUGGGUGGCCUCUUCGUCGUCCGAGAGAUCGACCAGCAGUUUGGCAAGGAGGGCCGCAAGACCUCCAAGUUCGUGGAGAAAGCGCUGCGGCGCAUCGCUGGCGAACCUGCCGAUCUGCUGGAGGAGAGACGGCUGAAGGUGGUCCGGCUCAACGACGAGGUCGUCAGCUUCCGCGCGGCGCUGGCAGAGCAGACCUCAGGACCCUCAGCCGGAGCCGCUCUGCGAGAGCAAACACGGCGCCGACGCUUCGCAGAGACCUGGCAACAUGCGCUGGAUGACGUGCCCAUCUCACAAGCAGAACGGCAGAAGGUCGAACAAGCCGUGGAGAAGUACAUGACCGCGGAGACGGAGCGCCAGGAGGAGUUUCGUGAAGCUCGGGGCCAGUGGCUGGCUUCCCUCUUCGAGAGCUCUUUCUUUGGUGGCAUGUCCAGCCGGUUUCAAGUGACCUCGAGCUUGGACAAGCAAGUCCGGCUUCAAGAGGAGCUCAUCUCUGACAUCAAGAAGGCUGUGCCCGACACGAAGUUCGAGAACUUGAAGAAGGUUCUGUCUGAGAACGUGGACCUCACCUGGCUCAUCGACCAGGCGCGAUCGGCGGGAUCGGGAUCGAAAGAGACACAUCCUUUGGUCUACGUGCUCUCCUUCGACGGGGAUCCCACGGCCGCCGGCGUGGAGCUGUUGGCCAAGGAGGUCACAGCGGUCCUGGAAAGCACCGACCCCGUGAAGGAGGUGGUGCUGAAGCUGAAGUCGCCUGGAGGUACGGUCACGGGCUACGGCCUCGCGGCGGCACAGCUCCUGCGCUUUCGGCAGCGGGGCGUGCGGCUGGUGUGCUGCGUGGAUGAGCUGGCAGCCAGCGGCGGCUACAUGAUGGCCUGCUGCGCUGAUCGGAUUCUGUGCUCGCCCUUUGCGGCCGUGGGCAGCAUCGGCGUGAUUGCAGGGGUGCCGAAUGCGGUGGAGCGCUUGGACCGGGAAGGGCUCAAAGUGAUCCAGACCACCGCCGGCAAGUGGAAGAGGACGAUCGACCCUUUCCAGGCACCCACAGAGGAGGCGCUGGCCAAAGCCGAGGAGGAUGUGAACCGCAUCUAUCGGCAGUUCUCCAGCUUCGUGAAAGGCAACCGCCCGAAUCUCAACAUUGAGGAAGUGGCCACGGGCGAAGUGUGGUUUGGGGCCGAUGCGCUGGAGAAGGGCUUGGUGGACGAGCUCCAGACCAGCUCGGAGUACUUGCUUGGGCACAUGAAGGAAGGCCACGAGGUGCUGAGCCUGAGCUACAACAUGCAGAGUAAGGGCCUGGGGAGUCUGGUAGGGACGGUAGGCUCCUUGGCAAAUGCAUCGGAGCUUGCGGAAGCCUUGCGGCAAUCCGGAGAUCCGGCCAAACUCGCCGAGUCAGAGGCGCUCAAGGUCGCUUCGAAGCUCCUUCAAAGUGACUCGACUUGGCCGCCUUCUCUUCCAGAGCCGCGUGUCCAAGCCCGGGGACCCUUGGGAUCUUUGGGAGACCGUGGUUUCUAA